Molecule: messenger RNA, 1620 nt
Organism: Triplophysa rosa
Lineage: Eukaryota; Metazoa; Chordata; Actinopteri; Cypriniformes; Nemacheilidae
Gene: yju2
Product: YJU2 splicing factor homolog
Exons: 8
Coding region: 114-1142 (342 amino acids)
Biological process (GO): mRNA splicing, via spliceosome
Cellular component (GO): U2-type catalytic step 1 spliceosome
Source: RefSeq, a predicted model, not a curated record
CACGGAGCGAGUGAAAUCGAGGAAGAAGUUUACAGCGGGGCUAGCGUGCUAACUUACUAUUGAGGUUUUGCGUCGUUGGUUUUACUUUUACUUUUAACUAACUAAAGAAAACCAUGUCGGAAAGAAAGGUUUUGAACAAAUACUACCCACCAGAUUUUGAUCCGUCUAAAAUCCCUAAACUGAAACUGCCCAAAGACCGUCAGUAUGUGGUCAGUUUGAUGGCACCGUUUAAUAUGAGGUGUAAAACAUGUGGAGAGUACAUAUACAAAGGAAAGAAGUUCAAUGCUCGUAAAGAGACCGUUCAGAAUGAACUGUACCUGGGGCUGCCCAUUUUCCGUUUCUACAUCAAAUGUACAAGAUGCUUGGCUGAGAUCACCUUUAAGACUGACCCAGAAAACACAGACUACGCCAUGGAACAUGGUGCGACGCGUAAUUUUCAAGCAGAAAAACUGAUGGAAGAGGAGGAGAAGAAAAUUCUACAGGAUCGAGAGGAAGAGGAGCUCAAUAACCCGAUGAAGGUUCUGGAGAAUCGAACCCGGGACUCAAAGAUGGAGAUGGAGGUGCUGGAGAACCUGCAGGAGCUGAAGGACUUGAACCAGAGGCAGGCGCAUGUGAACUUUGAGGUCAUGCUCAAUGAAUAUAAAGAGAUGGAGCAGAGACAGAAAGAGAGAGAGCAAGAGGAGGACGAGCGAGAGACCAAAGAGAUGUUGGACAGGGCUUUGGUCAAACGGCUGAGAGACUCAGACUCCGAAGAAGAGGGAGAGAAUGAACCAGAGAGAAGCAGGAAACAUAAAGCUUAUAACCCCACAGACAUCCUCACCACAGACAUAAACACAGGACCACAGUGCUCGUCCUCACUGGGUGUGAAGAAACAGAAGGUGGAGAGCUGGGAGAGAAGCGUCGGGGGUCUGAAAGGACGGGGAGCGCUGGGGUCUCUGGUCGUGAGGAAGAAACCUGCCAGUUCUGCCUCUGCCAUACCACAGCCGGCCUCUGACACACGAACAGCUUCAGGUGCCGUCAAACCCGUGACCUCCACAGCUACACCUGGUGCUUCCAUCAGCCAGACAGUCACAGUUCAGAACGGCUCCUCUCUCAGUCUGUUGGGGGCGUACUUGGACAGCGACGAAAGCCACUCUGAUUAGACAAUGAACACAAUGCAGUGUAGCAUCCUUACUGAGAUGUAGUUGUGACCGCAAAGAUGUGUUUAUCUUCAGCACAAAGGCAACCACCUCUCUCCACAUGACCCAAAGAUUACCGUAACAGCUUCCUCGACCUGGUCUGCUCAUACAUAAAUUAAAAAAGAAAAUUUUUCAGUAAUAAACGUUUCAGGUGGAGGAACAAAAGCCCUUUCAAUUUUAUAGAUUUUUUGCUUGAAUAUAUUACAUCUGAUCCAUGUUGAUGUUUGUUGUGUACUCUAUUGUUUCUGAUGUACUCUGUAAUGUGUUUGUAAUAUAAUUUUAACUCUGUUUAACAUUGGUUCAGUCAAUAGGUGGAAAUGCAUUUGAUGGUGCUGCAUAUGGAGGCGAGUAAACCUACAUAAAAAUUUUUCCCAUAAACUCUAGUCUCGCAUUACAAAGAUGAAUAAAUCCUUCGAACAGAUUAAUAAAAUGUUCCACCUGA